Messenger RNA from Prorocentrum cordatum, 981 nucleotides. Lineage: Eukaryota; Dinophyceae; Prorocentrales; Prorocentraceae. The record is from the annotation of a GenBank genome assembly.
GGCCCUGAAGGGGCGCAGCGGUGCCCCGAGACGCUGGCGGCUUUGGAGCUUCUGGAGAAUGCUUUGGCAUCUGAGUUCGACGUUACUGUUCGGGGCCCGCCCAGGCCCAGGAUCCCAGAACAAGAUUUGCGACAACGCGUUACCUGGCUGCAAAAGUCGCGGGCCAGGUACAUCAAGCGGUUGAAGGCUGGCCUUGCUGAGCAGACGAGCGGACGCAUCCACAAAUUGUGGAUCGCGCGCGUUGCACUUACGGACCCGAGCAUCCCUGCCACUACAUUGGAACAGUUCUGCACAGACUUCCCCGAGAAAGAAACGCAAUCCAUCGGCAAGGACAGGAUUGGUGCCGUGCGUGACGCCAUGGCUGCAACCCUGAAGAAGAUGGCCGCUUCUGCGGUGGCCAGACACUUGACGGCCCUGGGUGUGGGUUUUCAAGAUGAGUCGAAGACAGUUUUCUUGUCCCAUAUUCACGACGAGGCGAGCAUGCGCCUCAGGAGCUACGACGCUUCCUUGCCGGGCCGCCCUGUGCAGGGUAACUGCGUCACGGUUGUCUUCCCUGGCGCGCGUUUGGACUUGCCGACGGAGCUGCAACCGCUCGGGCGCAAGACGGGCGCGGCGUUGGCGAAGUGCAUGGUGGAUGUCGUCUCGGGCGUGCUCGGACUCCUGAAGGAGCAGACCGUGCUGUCUUGGUCCUGCUUUCGCUUCGUCCACCUGCUCACAGGCGACGGAACUAACGCGAACCAGAAUGCCGCGAGACGGCUGCUGCGCUUCUGCCAGGAGCACGUUCGAUGGGGCGACUUUCGGGUCCGGUAUCGCUUGGUGGUUUUGCAGUGCGCGUCGCACGCCGCCAAUUUGGUGGUCAUCGUCGCGAUCUGCGGCGACCUCGUCCACAACGCCGUGGAGAACAACGACAUCUGCGCCAACUGCAGCAGGCUGUACAAACACCUUAUCCCAGACUACGUCGAGGAGUUCCCACGUCGUUGA